AUGCAAACACAGAGACUUUUCUUUGAUAUAAUCACGCUCGUUUUGUUGUCGUCGUUUCUUGUGAUGAUCUUUGUCCCACCAACAAUCUUUGAAAAGACACUUGUCCCGCGGCUGAUUCCACGUGACAUCUUUCUUUCCGCGAAAACAGGAAAUUUAACCCUAUCGAGUACCAAAACCCUAGGGACGCUCCUGGAUGGCGCUGUACAUAACACACAAGCGAGAGGACUGACGAAGUUUGCGAUUGGGUUUACGUACUUCUUCUCGAUAGUUGCUGUCCGAACGUAUAAUGAAGACACGGCCAAUUCUAUGGAAAUAGCGCAGAAUUAUGUGUUACGAGGAAGUCCUGUUUUCUCGUAUGUGAUGUCGAUAGGAGGGAUAGUGCUUGCGAACUUUGUGUUUUACGGGAUUAUUAACGCGAUGAUGUCGAUUGUAGCACAAUUCUACCCGAAGCUGGCGGAGGUGAGGAGGUUCUGUAAUAAGUUUGGGUGGUACUUUAGCGCACUGCAGUUAUUUGAUACAUUCAUCCCGUUAGUGCCUGUUUCCCUAUUAAAUGUAGUAUUUGCGUGUAUUGGAGUACCUCUCCACAACUUCCUCUUUUCAGUGAUCCACACGAGUUUACCGGAUUUGUAUGUCAGACACUUUUGGGGCGUUUACUUGAGUGAAAUUGUCGCGUUGAAAUUUGUCGCCGAUUUGCCGUAUUUGUUUGUUGUGUUGUUCUCGAUAGGAGACUGUUUGUUUGCGUGUGUGUUGUUCUCCAUCUAUUUAUUCAACACUGAGGCGGGGACAAUGCCCCCCCAAAAUUAUAGCGUUGACCCACAACACAAUGAGACGAUAAAGAAAGAUACUUUAGUAUUCAAAGACAAGACGACGGAACCAUCUACUCAAUCAAACGAGACUAAACCACUUCUCGAAAAGAAAACUGACUGA
Messenger RNA from Entamoeba invadens IP1, 927 nucleotides. RefSeq lists its product as hypothetical. The transcript has a single exon. The coding region runs from base 1 to 927 and encodes 308 amino acids. The record is from RefSeq and is a predicted model, not a curated record. Lineage: Eukaryota; Evosea; Mastigamoebida; Endamoebidae.